Papilio polytes (common Mormon) is the source of this 837-nucleotide messenger RNA. Its product is annotated as trypsin-2. The record is from RefSeq and is a predicted model, not a curated record. Lineage: Eukaryota; Metazoa; Arthropoda; Insecta; Lepidoptera; Papilionidae. Gene Ontology annotation, biological process: proteolysis. Gene Ontology annotation, molecular function: serine-type endopeptidase activity. Bases 30 to 782 code for a protein of 250 amino acids. The transcript has 5 exons.
UACAAUACAUUUUUACUGUAAAAAUAUUUAUGAUAAGUUUAACUAUUUCAACAUCUAAUACUAGUAGAGUUAAGCGAAUUGUUGGUGGUGUGGACGUAGACUGUGGUUCACAAAUUCGCGUAGUAUCAUUGCGUGAUAACAGUUCCCGGCAUUUGUGUGGGGCGGUGCUGGUGACAAAAGAGGUUGCAUUGACAGCUGCCCAUUGUGUACAAACUCCGUAUCAAUAUGUGUUGCAGCUCAGCAACUUAUGUGAUAUUACGCCACCGGCUUCAGUACUGGAAGUUAUCAAACAUCCGGAUUAUGACAAAUAUACUCGGGCGCACGACAUCGCCGUACUUCGGAUAAACCUCGACACACACAAUAUCACUUGGACAGACGACAUAUUACCCGAUACAUCGUUUGGUUUAUCAGGUGAAUGUAUUGCAUACGGCUAUGGUUCUACCGAUUCAAAUACAAAAAUAUUACCGAACCGUUUAAAAGCAGCGAGAUUAAAAAUAAUUUCUCUAGAUGACUGCACUGACAUUCUAGGCUUUUAUCUGGCGCCUCGAUUUGAUUACGGUAUGUUAUGUGCACUUGGCGAUGGAGAGGACACUUGUCAGGGUGACUCUGGUGGGCCGUUAAUGUGCUCAGGAAAGCUACAAGGAAUCAGCAGCUAUGGACUUAGUUGUGGGAUACUGCUGGUACCAGGAGUGUAUACCAGUAUUGGGAUGCAUUUACCUUGGAUCUAUCACACUAUGGAAUUUAUUACAAGAGACACAACAAAGUUAAAUCGUACUUUGUGAUUUAAAAAAAAACUCAUUUUUUUAAAAUUAUCUAUACUAUUGUAAUAAAGCGUAA